CAACUCUUUUUUGGUAAAAUUUGUCGAUAGCUGUCAUUCCUUUCCUUCUUGGCUCUUUUCGUCGUCCCUAAUCGACGAGCUCAGUAUAAAAAUGGAGGUUUUCUCAGGCGGCACUGCCAGUGCCAGCGUUGGCAUUACCGCAAGAAGAGGUUUUGGAGGAGGAAGAAGAAGAACUGCCUGUAAAUUAAGAACUCGUGGCUGCCCUGCAGCUUGAUUUUGAGAGGCUGACGAUGAAGAGAUACAGGAGCAGCGAGGUGUGGGAUUUCGAGAUGGCUUCUCCGGCGAGCAGCGGCAGCGCCGACGUCAUCCUCGGCCUCGACGGCAGCGCCUCCGACACCGUCUGCGUCUGCAUAUCCGCCGCCAUGCCUUCUUUCGCCUGCCGCCUCGAUGCCCCGCUCCCCGUCCUCUCCCGCGCCGUCUCCGGAUGCUCCAACCAUAACUCCGUCGGAGAAACCACUGCUAGAGAAACCAUAGAGAAGGUUAUGGCUGAAGCCCUUUGGAAGGCAGGUUCCAAUCGUUCUGCAGUUCGGGCUGUUUGUUUAGCCUUAGCCGGUGUCAAUCAUCCUAGUGAUCAAGAAAGAACACACUACUGGCUCAGAAAUAUUUUCCCAGACCAUGUCAAGAUAUUUGUAGAAAAUGAUGCUGUUGCGGCGUUGGCCAGUGGAACUAUGGGCAAACUCCAUGGAUGUGUACUGAUUGCCGGCACUGGUACUAUUGCUUAUGGCUUCACUGAAGAUGGCAGAGAAGCCCGAGCUGCAGGAGCUGGACCUAUUUUGGGAGAUUGGGGAAGUGGCUAUGGCAUUUCUGCUCGAGCAUUGACAGCCAUAAUGAGGGCUCAUGAUGGUCGUGGCCCUCAAACGCUACUUACAUACGAGAUUCUCAACAUGGUUCGUCUUUCUUCGCCAGAUGAACUAAUUGGGUGGACAUAUGCAGAUCCUUCAUGGGCUCGUAUCGCAAAACUCUUGCCAGCAGUAGUAUCUUGUGCUGAAGCUGGUGAUGAAGUUGCAAACAAAAUUUUACACGAUUCAGUCCUAGAGUUGAGUGCUAGUGUGAAAGCAGUUGUGCAGAGGCUUGAAUUGUGUGGUCAAGAUGGAAAAGAUUAUUUUCCUCUUGUCAUGGUUGGGGGAGUUCUGGAAGAAAAUGACAGUUGGGACAUCGGGAAAGAAGUCAUCGAUUCCAUAACCAAGAUAUAUCCCGGAGCUCAUCCAGUUCGUCCCAAGGUGGAGCCAGCCGUCGGGGCAGCAUUAUUGGCUUGGAACAAUGUGACCCGCAAAAACUAUGUUUCCAACAUUGAAACAGAUUGUGAUAUGCUGAAGUGUUUCUGAAUGCUUACUGCAAUAUGGAGACAAGGUCCAUGGUGAUGUACACAAAUGCAGUUUUAUUCAUUCCGUUUUCUUUCACAAAGCCAAUUUGAGUAUCCGGGGCUAAGCUUGCGAGCUUGCUUAGUAGUUUCAGGUAGCACACCAUAUGCUGGUUCUCCAUAUCAUCUAUAGAAGCUUAAGCAUAUUAGAAAAGCGUGAAUUUGAGCUUCUUUGAUCGGCUUGGCUAAUUUUGUUAUGAUAUUUUGUGUGUUCUUACAGUCACGGUAAUUCCUGUAAGUUUUAACCCAGAUUUGAAAGUAAACCUGGUUCUUUUGUUUUUUCAGUGA
Molecule: messenger RNA, 1648 nt
Organism: Zingiber officinale
Lineage: Eukaryota; Viridiplantae; Streptophyta; Magnoliopsida; Zingiberales; Zingiberaceae
Product: N-acetyl-D-glucosamine kinase-like
Exons: 7
Coding region: 231-1325 (364 amino acids)
Source: RefSeq, a predicted model, not a curated record